UUAGACUCGUUUUGAUUGCCCUUGGUAUACAGGACUGAAGCCUUCAACUGGGUGGGAGAUCAGCGGCUACACUCGCCUGUAUCCACACCAGUCGGUCAAACAUCUUACUGUACAUUCGCGGUGCUUUCGCCUGUAGUUUGGAAUAUGAAAAAUAUGCUGGACACGAGGAUUUAUGCCGCUCUAUUUUUCUCGCUUUUCUUUCCUAUUGGUGAAAUUUCAGGUACCACGUUUCCCCAGGCAGAAGACGUUAAGUGGCAUUCAUUUGAUUUCAAGACGCUGCUUACAUGGGGUCCAAAACCAACCAACUACUCUUACACUGUUGAAUUCUCUGUCGUGAGUAAAAAUCGGCAAAGGAAUCCACACUGUAUUAGAACCAUGAACACGGAGUGCGACUUGACCAACUUGCUGACUGAAUUGAAGGAGACAUAUUCUGCAGUUGUUCAGUCGGAGGCCUUGCCAGGGGAGACAUCAGACCAGAUAGAGCCCCCCUUCACCAGAUCUGAACGCUUCUGUCCAUACAAAGACACUAAAAUUGGAAAGCCUGAUUUCAAGAUAGUAGUGAGCAAGGAUAAACGCAACAUUACCCUUUACAUACAGGACCCCAUUUCUGCCAUUAAUAAGGAUGGCAGAUUUUUUAACAUGCGGGACAUCUUCACGAAUGAUCUCAAGUACCGAGUGUCAUAUGGCAGAGCCCAAAGCACUGGGAAGAGGACGGAGGACACAGAAGGAAAUACGAUUCAGCUGGAUGUGGACCAAGGCAAAAGCUACUGCUUCAACGUCCGGGCGUACAUCCCUACCCGGGCCCACGGGAACCAGUUUGGGGACCUCAGCCAGACAAAGUGCUCACCGGCCGGGGACGUGCCAUUUUACAAAGAGUACGGCAUAGGAGCGGUGGUGGGCAUCAUCCUGCUCGUCCUCUUCUUGAUCGCCGCCGCUGUGGCACUAGUGGUGUGCUACAGGCGGAGAAGCAGAACCAGGAAUCAGGGAAAAGACGACUGCCUUUGAACAGCACGUCAGAGACACGAGGGGUUGGACGGGGGAGUACGGUAUGACUAAACUGGAUUAGCCCUUUCUAAGGGGGGAGGAAACCUUUCGUUGACGUUGUCAAACACUGGAAUCCUCAGCUGUUUCUGUGAAACACUAUGCAUUAGAUAUGUUACACAUAUACUUUGCGAUUUCUGCAUUGGUGAAAAAUCUUGAAAUUAAUGGUGAUCGGUACUUAUAUGGGAAGCAAAGCAAACUGCUGUGAUUUUAAUUUUUAUACAUGCUACUUGUGCUUAUUUAUUUACUUUCUUUAGAAACACGUGAUUUCUGGGAAUCUUUGUAAUGAAAUUACAGGGGAAAUGACUAUUAGGAGGCUUUUAAGAGAGUUUUUAUAAAUAUUUUAUUGAGUUGAUAUAUUUAUUUUUUCAUCUUUAACAAGGAACUGGUUGUAUAUUAUGUUAUUUCAUUUAGUGUGUAUUUAUGGUUUAAAGGUUUAUGGGAUCAAUAGAUUUUAUUUUGUUAUAUGCAGUAGGAUAUAAUGCUAAUAUAAUAUGCAAGAGUGAAUGUGUAUAUGGUGGUAUUAAUAAUAACUGAUUGUGCCUAAAUGGACUCAAAUUAACUGUUGGAAUAAGUGUUUAUUAAAUUUACUAUUUGUGGUGUCCCACACAAAACAUUGACCAAACAUGCAUUUUUAUGCAGUGCAUUAGUUGAUUUUAUUUGUUGUAUUGCAUAUGUAGUACAUUCGUUUAUUCAUUUUCUGCAUUGGACUGUCCAGUGUGGUCUACGGUACCUUUUUUGUUAGCAAAUAAAUGUUUAUCAUUUUUA
Conger conger (European conger) is the source of this 1809-nucleotide messenger RNA. RefSeq names its product coagulation factor IIIa (gene f3a). The transcript has 6 exons. Bases 145 to 1005 code for a protein of 286 amino acids. Lineage: Eukaryota; Metazoa; Chordata; Actinopteri; Anguilliformes; Congridae. The record is from RefSeq and is a predicted model, not a curated record. Gene Ontology annotation, cellular component: membrane. Gene Ontology annotation, molecular function: protein binding. Gene Ontology annotation, biological process: blood coagulation.